Messenger RNA from Aphanomyces astaci, 2273 nucleotides. RefSeq lists its product as hypothetical. Gene Ontology annotation, cellular component: endoplasmic reticulum. NCBI's taxonomy places the organism in Eukaryota, Oomycota, Saprolegniomycetes, Saprolegniales, Verrucalvaceae. Gene Ontology annotation, molecular function: mannosyltransferase activity; protein binding. Bases 8 to 1924 code for a protein of 638 amino acids. The record is from RefSeq and is a predicted model, not a curated record. The transcript is spliced from 4 exons. Gene Ontology annotation, biological process: protein O-linked glycosylation via mannose; endoplasmic reticulum unfolded protein response.
ACGCAAAAUGGGCUGGAGUGUCGUCGUCGUAGGUGCGGCAGCCUUCGUCGCGUUUGGCAACACGAUGUUCUCUCACUUCACAUGGGACGACCGAGGUGCCAUCCUCAUGAAUCUUGAUGUUCGAACCGACGUUACACCCCUACGUGACCUCUUCGCCCACGAUUUCUGGGGCAUGAACCUGUCCUCGCCCCAGAGCCACAAGAGCUACCGACCACUCACGGUGGCCACGUUUCGACUCAACUACGCGGUUCAUGGGCUACAUCCUCAUGGCUACCACAUCACGAAUGUUCUCUUGCAUGUCGUGGUGUCUAUUCUCGUGGUGAGCACUGGUCGCGUCCUUUGUUCCCCGUCAUCAUCAAGCACGCCGGUGCUAGCUGGAUUGCUGUUUGCCGUGCAUCCUAUCCAUUGCGAUUCCGUCGCAAGCGUCGUAGGACGUGCAGACAUUCUGUGCACCGCCAUCUCCCUCUUAGCGUUGUUGGCAUACAACCAACGUCUUCGUCACGUACAACACAGUCGACGUCUGGUGUGGACAAUGGUAGCCAUUGGCUGCACGUGUUUGGCCACCAUGGCCAAAGAGACUGGGUUCACCAUGUUUGCAGUGCUGCUGGCAAUGGAAUGGUCGUCCGACACGAGAUACUCGAAGGCACAAAGUGGAGCCUUGAUGGUGGCGGGGGUAAUGUUUCUAGCAUGGCGCGUACAAAUGAAUGGAUCAUCGACCACACUGUAUACAUGGAGCAUUUACGAAAACGAGUUUGCCCAUCUACCGUCGUUCGUGUCCAAGGCAAUGUCGUAUGCCCAUGUCCACACCUUGUACCUUUGGAAACUUCUGUGGCCGCAGUAUCUGUGCUACGACUACGGCUGGAACACGAUACACGCUGUCACGAGCAUCUAUGACGUCCGCAACCUUGCCUCGUCGGUUGCGUACAUGGCGGUGGUGGGCGCAGUGGGGACGAGUGCAUCCCAUCGGAGGACAUCGCCGUUGUUUGUGCUGCUGGUCUUGGGCAUUUGCCCGUUUGUCCCAGCGUCCCACGUGAUGUUUCCCGUGGGAACGAUCCUCGCCGAGCGAUUGUUGUACCUUCCAAGCGUGGGAUUUUGCCUCGUUGUGGGUUACGCAACCGAGCGCGUCCUCUUGGCAGCCACUCCCGCUUCGAAGCCCAAGCUUGUUGCGCUACUUGGACUCGUCUUGGCCGUUGCGACCAGUCGAACCAUCAGGCGAAACCUGGAUUGGCACGACGAGCAUACGCUGUUCCAAAGCGCUCUGAGCGUGGCCCCUACCAGCGUCAAAGUGCUGACAAAUUUGGGUCAAGAUAUCCUGCCUAAAGAUGCGCGCACAGCGGUGCUAUACCUGGAGCGGGCGGUGGCAUUGAUGCCUUCGUAUUCCCUCGGCCAUUUGAACCUAGCGGCUGGCUACGCCGCGUUGAAGAAGCCUCUACAGGCAAUGCAUCACUUGGUGCAGUCGAUAGAGUUGGUCCAGGAACCCAAGGCGUAUACUUCCCUCGGUCAGCACUUUGUAGAGUUUUGGGAGUCUCAUGUUGGCGCGGGCCAAAGUACGUUGCACACGGCCGCCCAUCUGGUGCAAACUGCGCUUGACGUUGGAGCAACGUAUCCUUCUGCAUCAUACGGCCAGGCUAAAGUGGCGUUUGCACUUGGCAACAUGGGCGCCACUCUCCAAUCGUUGGCCAUAACACGAACAGCCAAUGCUUAUGUGGCAAGCCGAGGGUACGACCUGAAUGAAGUGGUCGAUCCUUGCUUUGUCGACACGUUGGCAGGCCUGGCGUGGGAACACAUGAAUACGACGACGGCCUUGGCAUUUUACAUAUCCUUUUUUGACUAUGAUGAUUUCAGUGAUAUAAGCCAGAUCAACUGGCAUAUACAAUCCUGGCAUUUUUCCUUAACGUUUUCGUCCUUCACGACCGUGCCAUGAUGAAUGCGUCUACAUUCUGGGACUGCGCGUCUCUUGUAAACAAUGCCGCCGCCUGCUUCCACCGCGCCAAUCGGUCAAUGGACGCCUUGAAGUUGCUGGACAAAGCCACCAAGCGCCAUCCGCUUCAAGUUGUCCUGUGGACCAAUGCUGGGUACAUGGCCGAGUCAGUGGGCCACCAAGCUCAAGCUUUGACGUACUUUGAGGCUGCGCUGAGACUCGAGCCAGAUUUAGCCCAUCUACGCACCAAACUCGAGUUGGCAUUUAAACAACAACAACCGUGAUUGUUUCACGCUGAUUACUACGCAGUAGAUGAUCUAAAACACGAGGUUGGGAAGAAUAUCCAUCAUCC